Molecule: messenger RNA, 2934 nt
Organism: Aquila chrysaetos chrysaetos
Lineage: Eukaryota; Metazoa; Chordata; Aves; Accipitriformes; Accipitridae
Product: histamine H3 receptor-like
Exons: 3
Coding region: 86-1393 (435 amino acids)
Biological process (GO): adenylate cyclase-activating adrenergic receptor signaling pathway
Cellular component (GO): membrane
Molecular function (GO): histamine receptor activity
Source: RefSeq, a predicted model, not a curated record
GCCAACAGCAGAGCGGGCCGAGCGCCUGAGCCGGGCUGGGCAGCGGCGGAGCGCGGAGAGCACGGCGGGGUCUCCGCCGGGAGCCAUGGGGCAGGACUUGCCGUGGCUCAACCACUCCGGCGGCCCGCGAGCGGCGGGCAACGUCUGCACGGCGGACGGGCAGCGCGGCGGGCCCUUCGCCGCCGCCACCGCCGCGCUGCUGGCGGCGCUCAUGGGGCUGCUGGUGCUGGCCACGGUGUUGGGCAACGCCCUGGUCAUUCUGGCGUUCGUGGUGGACCGGAGCCUCCGCACGCAGGGCAACUUCUUCUUCCUCAACCUGGCCAUCGCCGACCUCCUGGUGGGCGGCUUCUGCAUCCCUCUCUACAUCCCCUACGUGCUGACGGGCAAGUGGAGACUCGGCAGGGGCUUGUGUAAGCUGUGGCUGGUCGUAGACUACCUCGUGUGCACCGCCUCCGUCUUCAACAUCGUCCUUAUCAGCUUCGACAGGUUCAUCUCCGUCACCAGAGCGGUCAGUUACAGGGCUCAGAAAGGCAUGACCAGAAAUGCAGUAUUGAAGAUGAUCACUGUAUGGAUUGCUGCGUUUCUUGUCUAUGGUCCAGCCAUUCUCAGCUGGGAGCACAUUACCCAAAAGAGCAUCCUCCCUGAAGGAGAAUGUCAUGCAGAAUUCUUCUACAACUGGUAUUUCCUAAUGAUUGCCUCUACUGUUGAAUUCUUUACACCUUUCAUCACUGUUAUAUACUUCAACUUAAGUAUUUACCUCAACAUCAGAAAACGCACAUCCCUCAGAAACGAAAACCUAUCACCUGGUGAAGAGGACUGUGAAAUGAGUUUCCAGGGGGAAAAAAGGGAACACACUAUAUUUUUUGUAAAACCUGCUAACAGACACAAAUGUGAGAAGAAAGCAAGUAGUCUUUCUCCCCUAAAAAAGGCUUCAAGGCUCAGCCUACACAAGCUUGAGAAUCAGUCAUUAAAUUUGAAUGUCAAUCAAGACCUUCCACCACUUCAGGUGGAAGUCAAGACCAAGCCUCAUAGGAACGGCUUCUACAAAACAACAGAAAACAUAUACAACACCACCAGGAGAGUGGACAUUGGUAAUACUAUGGCAAAUAGAUUUAGACUUUCCCAGGAUAAAAGAGUAGCAAAGUCUUUAGCAAUUAUUGUCUGUGUGUUUGGUUUGUGUUGGGCUCCAUAUACGCUUUUGAUGAUCAUCAGAGCAGCUUGCCAUGGGCACUGUGUGCAGUAUUCACUCUAUGAGACUUCAUUUUGGCUCCUGUGGGUGAAUUCAGCCAUUAACCCUGUUCUAUACCCACUGUGUCAUAUGAGCUUUAGGAGAGCCUUUGUAAAACUCCUGUGUCCAGGAAAAGCCAAAAUUCAUCCUCAUAUUUUUAUGUAAAAAAAGUGUGAAGGCUGACAAUUAAUACAUCUUGCUUUCAGUGGGAGCAUAAACUGGCUAAUAUUUACCUGAAAGUAUUAAGUGCAAUGUGCACUGGGUAGUUUAUGGAAUACUGCUAAGUAGGUAAAAGUGUAGAUAUUUAUGAAUGUAUAGAAAUACAGUCAUCCACGUAGCUGGAGAAAUCACAGCAAUGAAAAGAAAGAUGAUUUCUCAAAGCUCUUUGGAAAAUUACACCAACAGCGUAUUUUCUGGUAAGGGUGCACUAACAUUAAAGUGCUGAAAAGGGAAUACAACAUUCAUGGCCAAUAAUUAGAGUUCAGGCUCUCUCACUUAUAGUAACUGUAAAUAUUGCUGGUAAGGAAUUUCAUAAAGUGUUAACAUUGGGCCUGUUAUAUUUUACCCCCAAACCCACUCUAAGAUGCCAAGGGUCUCAGCUGUUAAUAUGCUUUUUCCCCCCACUUAGUGGCAAGCCAGACAAGAUAAUGAUCAAGGCAAAAAACUAAAUAUUGGUGUCCAGGAAAAGCAUGGGACAAGAGGCACCAGAACAGUCAGGUUACCAGAUAAGCUGAGCAAUUGUAGCAGGUAAGGGAGCACUGAUUUGAGUGGAAAAUAUGAUUGAGAAAUAAGAGCGUAGAGUUUUUAGUAGAACUAAGCUCAGGAACAAGAAUAUAAAAGGGUUUGGAGUUUUGUGAUAGGAUAUAAGAGAACUGAGAGUUUAUACACUGGAAGAGUUUCACCGUGAGUUUACUCCCUGAGCUAUGACUUCCUGCCCCCUGCCAGGAUCCUGCAUGGGCAGGAAUCUACUCAAGUCGAACCUCUACUCCUUACAGGACUGACAGGUAUUACUCUUCUAUCUUUUGCUGUAAGUACAGAGUAAGCAUAAUUAGUCUAUGAGAUGUAUGACAGACAGAUCUUGCUAUAGACAGAGAUUUAGGUAAACUUCCCUUGGAGUCAUUUUAAAAACAUUUCCAAUUAGACUUUUACUAGUCCUGGCUAAUUCUGAAAGGAAAAAAAAAAAUAUUGUUUUCCCCUACACCACCCAAUGGAUCUAUCCAUCCAUCAAGUCAUCAGUGGUAAAAAAAAAAAAAAAAAAAAGUAUUACUUGAAGUGUUUAGACAUUUUCCAAGUCAUGCAUCAUGAAUAGGAUGACUCUUUAAAAAAGUCUUAAAAUUUACAGCCUUGCUAUUGACCAUGAGUAUGCAAAAACAAGAACGUAAACAACUACAUACUGUUUCUGCUAUUCUGCCUCUGCCACAAGAGAAGAUCACACAGCUAGAUCCUGAGUUUUGACUAGAUUUGUCCCAGGAGAGGUAUCAAUUUGAACAUCACUAGUGAUACAAGUUUGUUUCCACCAUCACAGGUAUUUUCUACGUAGCUUAACAGACACUUUCCUUUGCUGACAAGUGAUAGCUAUUGAACAGCCAUAGUUGUCCAUUGCCACAGCCAAAAUGCAUGCUAGUACAGUUGAUCUUAAAGUUUACAGACAUUGUUUUGAAAUUAUUUACUUUGUAACAUUUCAAUAAAUGUAAUUAAGAACUGUG